AUAACUAUGGUAAAAUCCCAAAAACCAACAACAUAAGAAGUCACGGUAAAAUCACAAGCACCAACGAUACGAAAACCACAUUGAAAACCACUGUGAAAUCACAAGCACUAAAAAAACCACAAGCACCAAAUGACGCCAAGCCGAAAUUACAAGCACCAAUGAUGAAAAAAGCUAUGGCAUACUAA
Dentiscutata erythropus is the source of this 185-nucleotide messenger RNA. Lineage: Eukaryota; Fungi; Glomeromycota; Glomeromycetes; Diversisporales; Gigasporaceae. The record is from the annotation of a GenBank genome assembly.